Molecule: messenger RNA, 2444 nt
Organism: Coregonus clupeaformis (lake whitefish)
Lineage: Eukaryota; Metazoa; Chordata; Actinopteri; Salmoniformes; Salmonidae
Product: TNF receptor-associated factor 3-like
Exons: 11
Coding region: 316-2037 (573 amino acids)
Biological process (GO): regulation of defense response to virus; tumor necrosis factor-mediated signaling pathway; regulation of apoptotic process
Cellular component (GO): plasma membrane signaling receptor complex
Molecular function (GO): zinc ion binding; tumor necrosis factor receptor binding
Source: RefSeq, a predicted model, not a curated record
UGAGGAAGUAAGGCCAAAGCAAAGGGGGCUUUCCAACCACUAGACAUCAAGACAGCAGCGGCUGCUUUUUCUGCUAUGUUCCCGUAUGGAUUUUAGUAUAUGUGCUUUUAACAUUCUGUUUUUAGAAUGUCAGCUACCGAUCAAAAGCCUCUAGCUGCCUAUUUUAAAACGGGCAGUGUUUGGUCGUUUUCAUUGUAAGCGGUUACAUUGUGGUGUUCGCGUUCAUGAACGUGCCAUUCAUCGAAGCUCCAUUUGUAACAUUAGCUCCUGGAAAACGGCGUUGCGUUGGCCAACGUUACAAAUCUGAUUCAUGUCAUGUCAGCAGGGCGGAAUGCGGACGGGCGGGAGCUGCAGAUCCCCCUCCAGCAAUGCUCUCUCUCCCCGGCCGCUCUCUCCCUGGCCCAGCGCCCCUGGCCCAGCGACCACGUGGCAGGCUUCCUACCCCAGCACGGGGGCUUCAGGGACCACUUCGUAGCCACCCCGGAACCCAAGUACUGCUGUGAGGCCUGCAGGCUGGUGCUCUGCAACCCCAGGCAGACAGAAUGCGGACACCGCUUCUGUGAAACCUGUAUCUCUGAGCAGCUAAGCAAACCGACUCCAGUAUGUCCAGCAGAUAUGGAACCUCUGUUCAAAGACAAGGUCUUCCGUGACGUGUGUUGCCAUAGAGAGAUCAUGACUCUGAAAGUGUACUGCAGGAGUGAGAAGAACGGCUGUAAGGAGCAGAUACGUUUACAGCAGGUCAUGGAUCAUUUAAAUGUGUGUCUGUAUUUUGAGGUGCCAUGCCCUUUGGGAAAGUGCAAAGAGAAGAUGAUGCGCAAAGACAUUUCUGAACACUUGAGUAGGAAAUGUAAACACAGGGAGACCACCUGUGAAUUCUGCAUGCAGAAGAUGGCCAUGACUGAAUUACAGAAACACAAAGAAACUGUUUGUCCUUCAUUUCCGGUGGCCUGCCCCAAUCAUUGUACUUUUCCCUCCAUCUUACGCAGCGAGCUGACAAGUCAUCAACAUGAGUGUCCAAAGGCUCAGGUCACCUGCUCCUUUAUCCGCUUUGGAUGCAAUUUCAAGGGUCUCAACCAAGACAUGAGGGACCAUGAAUCUAGCUUUGCCUCUGAACACCUGCGGUUGAUGGCAACCAGGAACACUACACUGGAGGCCAAGGUGGAGGAUGUAAAAGGAGAGCUUCUGGAGCGGUACAAGGUUCUGCCAGGCCUGAGCAGCCGUCUGUCUGAAACAUUGUCUCAGUAUGAGGAGAUGAGGGAGAAGAACAGACAGCUGGACCAGAAGCUCAAUACCAUGCAGGAGUUGAUGAGUUCCCACUCUGAGAAGCUUCUGGAGAUGGAGCUAGAGCUGAGGUCUCUGAGGACUGUCCGAGAGGAGGUAGAGACACUCAGAGGAACCGUAGAGAGUAUCCGCUCCAGGGUCGCCACGCUAGAAGGAGGACGGGGCGGGUCCAACCCAGCCACACACACACUAGAGACACAGCUCUCCCGUCAUGACGACAUGCUGAGCGUCCAUGAGAUCCGCCUGGCAGACAUGGACCUGCGCUUCCAGGUCCUAGAGACGGCCUCCUUCAAUGGGACGCUCAUCUGGAAGAUCCGUGACUACAAGCGGCGGAAACAAGAAGCCGUGGCGUCAAAGACCCUGUCUCUUUACAGCCAGCCUUUCUACACUGGCUACUUUGGCUACAAGAUGUGUGCCCGGGUCUACCUGAACGGAGACGGCAUGGGGAAGGGAACACACCUGUCUCUGUUCUUCGUGGUGAUGCGUGGCGAGUACGACGCCCUGCUGCCCUGGCCCUUUAAGCAGAAGGUGACCUUGAUGCUGAUGGAUCAGGGCCCAGCCAGGAAGCACCUAGGGGAUGCCUUCAAACCAGACCCCAACAGCAGCAGCUUCAGACGGCCAACGGCAGAGAUGAACAUAGCCUCGGGCUGCCCGCUGUUCGUGGCCCAGACUGUGCUGGAGAUCGGUACUUACAUCAAGGACGAUACCAUCUUCAUUAAGGUCACAGUUGACACGUCUGACCUCCCUGACCCCUGACCUCUGGUCCGUAGAGAACAGCAGAUGUAUCCAGAUCAGUUCUAUCUAUCAGAGGGAGAGGUGCCCUUAUGUGAGAGAGAUUGCAAGAUGGAAUGGAGAAAGAAAGAAGGAUGCAGAACGAGAAAAUAAAAGAACAGGACAAAACAGUUAGGAGAGUAAGGUUUCUUUGCAGUUCUCAAGGUGUAGCCUAAGCCUGCAGAAAGAGCUGGGUGGACCUCAGAGCAGUGGCCUUUGGUCCCUGUGUUGCUCACCAGAGAGGUGAGGAUUAUUUUUCAACAAGGGAGAUAUGUCACCAGUCGCAACCAGGCUGAAUGUUAACUAGAGCAGUGAGCAUGGUGGUUUAAUUAAGUGAUAAUGCCCUCGAAGCCAGUGUUUGGAGGAUAUAUUUGCACGGGUGUUGUUAGGCA